GCUGUUAUCACAAAUUCCCUCUCUAUAUAAGGUCUCUGAGAAGAUGAGCUUUCCAUCUCCCCUCUGGAAGUCUCAUAAUUCUGCAAGAAUGAACACCAUCAUGGCCUGCCUUCUUGCUCUUGCCAUCAGCAUGCCACUGUCUGAUGCUUCUUGUUUCUACAUGCCAUUCAAGCCAGGGAUGUCUAAUGGUGUGGUUGUAGGCUGCCUUGAUGGGGAAGGAAAGGUCCACGAAUUUGAUUCCAGAUGGAGGACCGAGGACUGCAACGACUGCUCCUGUUCCAAGACUGGAAUUGGCUGCUGCACCAGCUAUAUGACACCAGUCGGCUAUGAUGAAGAGAAAUGUGAACGCAUUUUCAGCAAGGACACUUGCUCUUAUAAAGUAGUGGAGAAAGAUGAUCACUCAAAAGAAUGCCCAGUCCACUCAUGGGUGGGGUAACAGAAGAAUGAUGGAUUGGGGGAAUAUUUCCUUUUAUUGUUCUGAUGGUUCUCUCACAAAUUCAAAACCACUAAAAACGCAACUGUUAAGUGAAAUCUACUCCUAAAACCCAACAUAUAAUGAAACUGAGUAUCUACUCACAAAAAUCUCCCUUAGUUUCUCUGCCUUAUGCUUCACCAUGAACAAACUGUCACAUGAACUGACCUGUUCCUUCAUGAAGGUCAGACAUUAAAGGUGACAUUUUAAAGCAUCCUUGGUAGCUGCUAAUCUGUGUUCUUCUCUUGUCAUGUUUCAGUGCCAAGGGGCAUAUUCCACAAUCUGUGCACACCUGUAUCUUAAAGCUAAAAUAAAAUCAUAUAAAGCAUCAG
This is a messenger RNA of Zonotrichia albicollis (white-throated sparrow), 804 nucleotides long. The record is from RefSeq and is a predicted model, not a curated record. NCBI's taxonomy places the organism in Eukaryota, Metazoa, Chordata, Aves, Passeriformes, Passerellidae.